AUUUACAAAUCCCGUGGGAACCAAGCACUUUAUCAGGAUAAAAAAUAAAUAUGUUCUGCUCCAAGUUCUAAUUUAUCUCUGUACCAAAUUUCAUCCAAAUCGAUUCAAUGGUUUAGACGUGAAAAGGUAACAGACAGACUUACUUUCGAAUUUAUAAUAUUAUAUAGUGUGAACUUUAGAAAUAAAAAAAAAUAUUGUUUAAAAAUGUCAACAUUUGAAACUCUACAUCAAUGUUUAAAUUCUUUUUAUUUUAAGCUGCAGCUUAAUGUUUUUUUUUAUAUUACCGUUAAAAACGUAUCAACGAUUAAGUACUUUUUAUUUAAACCGGUAUGUACAAAAACAAAAUAUACCUUCAGUGUAAUACGCCAAGUAAUUUUCUAUACUGUAGCUAUAGAUUAAGUUACUAAUCAAAAUAAAAUUUAUUUACUUUGUCAAAAAGCUCAGUAUAGUUUGGCAACUUCGUUCGUAACACUCCCGAUGUUGCACGCAGGGCGGGGGCGUGUUGCGAUGAAUGAAAAUCCAACGACUGAUGCACGUCAUUUCCCACCCGUGCAGUCUUUCCGCCCGUCGCCCGCAUAUCAUCAGUGUUAUCAACGUUAGCCAGACUAUAAUUUCUUGUUUGCAUUCACAAUAGUUUGCUUUCAUAACUAUAGCCAUUGGAUAGCUGGAUAGCUAUAACCUCUUUUUUAAACAGUUGACCGUUCUUGCCAUAUAUGUAUGUACAUUAGAGAUAUUUUUUGUUAAUUGCCAUCCAAAAUAUUUUCAACGAAGAGGUGAAGUCACUGUCAAUAAGUCAGUCAGACACGGUAAAAGGUUGGUGUUACCAAAAGUAUGUAAGCUAUAUUAGAAGUGCAUAAUAUGAUAUGGCUGUAAAAAUAUUUAACAAAUUACCUGAUGACAUUUGAAAUUAAGCUUGCCUCAUUUUAAAAUGAAGUUAAAUAAAUGGCUUAUUGUUAAGUGCUUCUACGACCUUAAGGAAUAUUUGACUUAAUUCUUAAUGACAUACUCGUACUAACUUUUAAUUCUAAUUAUUGUAUUAUUUUGUAGUUGUAACUUUAUUUUUUUUUUCAUUUAAUUUGGUAAUUAAGGCUGUUUGUGUUACUUUUUUUCUAAUCUGAUUUCAUUUAAUUUAGUAAUUGUGACUGAUUGUAUUCUUUUUUUCUUAAUUUUAUUUCAUUUAUUUUGGUAAUUGUGAAAGGUAAAGGACAAUAAUUCUUGCAACUAAAUGAUUUUUAUUUAUUAUUAUUAUUAUAAAACUUGAUAGUCGUUUCAUUGAUGUUAAAAGAAAAUUUGAUUUUGGCAAAUAUAGAGCGAAAUAGAGAGGCAAAUAUCCACUAGAGCGAUUCCAAUCAGUAUUAUGUAUUACCAACUUCUUUCGCUUAACACUCUUACCUCUUCCAUUUUACACCAUUCACCUAAGUAAGCUCAACCCCUACUUAUUAAAUAUGUAUGUAGCACUCAUCAUGUUUCACAUUAUACUCCACUUUAUAACUCGAUAAUCCGUCACUAUACAUUUAAAAGUAGAAACAUAACCAUGGCGGAUAUUGAAAAACCUUUAAAAAAAUUACGUGCACCAAGACGUUAUUUUGGAGUUCAUUACUUAUUGCUCAGAUUCCUUGGACUUGGUUGGUGGCAUCACCCCGAUGAAGGUGAUACCCGUAAUUUUCCAGGACUAUACCUUUACUAUGCUAUAAUUACUGAAGUCGUUUGGGUAGCUGGUUUCGUAGGACUCGAGACGAUUGACCCGUUUGUGGGACAAAAGGAUUUAGAUCGAUUUAUGUUUAGCCUUUCCUUCGUCAUCACCCAUGAUCUGACUCUUAUCAAAUUGUACAUAUUCUUCUUCAAAAAUAAGGAAAUUCAAGACAUCGUACAGACACUGGAGAUAGAUUUGCAACGUUUUUAUCAAAACAAUGAGAAGAAUCGGCAGACAAUCAAAACUACUAGAAUACUCACCGCUACAUUUCUUUUCUUCGGAUGGAUUACUAUUGGGAAUACUAACGUCUACGGUGUUGUUCAAGAUAUUAAAUGGAAGACUGAGGUUGCAAGGUUAAAUGAUACCUCCUUCAAGCCUCCGCGGACUCUUCCUCAGCCGAUUUACAUUCCGUGGAACUACCAAAGUAAUGAGUCAUACAUCUCGACUUUCUUUUUGGAAACAGUAGGUCUUUUGUGGACAGGUCACAUCGUAAUGACCAUUGACACAUUUAUCGGUUCAGUGAUACUCCAUAUGAGCUCUCAAUUCGUGAUACUACAGGAGGCAAUAAUUACUUCUUACGAUCGCACAAUUGAACGUUUAACCAACGAAGUCAAUUGUGACAAAGAUGACCCAGAUAUGAUUGACGAUUCUCAUAACACGGAUGUUGAGUGUUAUUACGAAAGAGUUGUGAGAACAUAUUGCACGGAGGAAGAAAUUGAGAACGCGUUAGAAAACACGUUGAAGAGUUGUUUCCGUCAACAUCAAACGCUAAUAAGUUGUGUUGAGAAAUUCGCGUCAACUUAUUCCUACGGCUUUAUGACUCAACUCCUCUCGAGCAUGGCUGCGAUUUGCGUGGUAAUGGUGCAAGUUUCGCAAGACGCCUCCAGUUUUAAGUCAAUCCGCUUAGUGACUUCGUUGGCCUUCUUCGUUGCUAUGAUUAUACAACUCGCUAUACAGUGCUUUACUGGUAAUGAGCUGACCUAUCAAGCUGGUCGGGUAUCAGACGCGAUUAUGGAGUGCAAGUGGGAGCGAAUGCCGCCUCGCUUUCGCCGGCAGCUUACGAUGAUGAUGGUGCGAGCUCAACGGCCUCUGAAGCUGACAGCGGCCGGUUUCGCUAACAUGGACAACCGCUGUUUUCUAGCUAUUAUAAAAGCUGCUUAUUCGUAUUACGCGGUACUAAGUCAGAAACAAUUAAUAAUUAAAACAACAUAAUACAAUCAAUAUCUUUAUUGAUACACUCAUAAGUUACAAUUCCAACAAAAUCGUUGUAUUAGAUACAUUAUUAUGUCAUAAAUACACUUAUAUGUAACUAAAAAAAUCUAGGUAUACUAUCACAGAUCUUCAGGACAUAAUAU
Messenger RNA from Bicyclus anynana (squinting bush brown), 3048 nucleotides. It is a transcript of the gene Or-60, whose product is annotated as odorant receptor 7a-like. NCBI's taxonomy places the organism in Eukaryota, Metazoa, Arthropoda, Insecta, Lepidoptera, Nymphalidae. Gene Ontology annotation, molecular function: odorant binding; olfactory receptor activity. The record is from RefSeq and is a predicted model, not a curated record. The transcript is spliced from 5 exons. Bases 1535 to 2905 code for a protein of 456 amino acids. Gene Ontology annotation, cellular component: plasma membrane. Gene Ontology annotation, biological process: sensory perception of smell; detection of chemical stimulus involved in sensory perception of smell.